AUGAUUAUUCGAAGUAUCGAUAAUACUGAAGAAGCUCGAGAUGUUCGUAAUCUUCUCAAUCGAUUUCGUCAAAAUGUGGAGAGUCGAAACUUGGAGGGAGCAACCAAAUUGUUCAGCAUAGGUGCUAGAAUUCAUGACAACGAUGGAACCGAAAGAUCACCAAGAGAUUUUGCACAAGGUUUGAUUAGUCAAGGAAAUUGGAAUAUUGAUAUGAAUAAUGUAGCGUGUUUUGGAACUGAUGAUCCAAAUGAACGUGGAAUUAGUUUUCCAAGUUCGAAUAAUGAAUACAACAUGGAAACUGGUUUGUUAUCUUUAAGAUUGCCUGAUGGGCGGCAGAAAUAUGUUGGUGGGGAGCAUCUUAUGUAUGCUCGUGAGACAACUACAGUAGCACCUGCUCGUGGAGCACCUUCAUCUUCUGAUAAUCAAGAUAAUUCAUAUCAUUAUGAUCAAGAGCCUUCAACAUCAAGAGGAUCGGGGAAAUCGAAAAAACGUAGCCAUGGUUGAAAAAUCCAAUAAACUUUUCGUUCAUAAACUUAAGCUGAGUAAUCUUUUGAUUUUCAAUGUUUGGGCUCAAAGUGGAUGCAGGUUUCAUUAUUGAUUUGAACAAAAAAAACAUUCCAUAGAUGUCUGAAAAUUGUCUGUGAGAAAACCAACAUCUAACAAAACUCCUCAUAGAUUAUUCUGAGAAAAACUGAAAGAAAACUUGUGAUCUUCUAGAAUAGAUGAUCGUCAUUCUUCUUCUUUCCCUAAUAAUCUCCCAAUGUUUCUGUUUUCCUCCAACUCCAGAAGAAAUCAACAUUGUUCUGAACGCAAAAAAUGUGCGAAAUCAGCUUCUUCGUUUUCAGAAAAAUAUUGAAAAUCGAAAUUUGGUGGGAGCAAAUAAGUUAUUCAGUAAUAGUGCAACAAUAACAAUAACUCUAUCAUCUGAGCAAUCAAAAAUUUCAUCAACUGAAUUCAAUCAGAACUUGAUGAAUCAGGGAAAAUGGAUUAUUGAUCUUGAUAGUUUUGAAUAUUUCCGGAACUCAUCUUUCAAAUGAAUAUGGUAUCAAAUUCAAAAGUUCGAAUAAUGAAUAUGAAAUGGAGACUAGAUUGUUGGCCUUGAAGUUGAAUGAUGGUCGUAUGAAGUAUAUCAGUGGAUUUCAUAGGGUAACUCCACGUAAGACAUCUACAACACCUUCAACAUCGGAUAAUUCAUAUCAUUAUGAUCAAGAGCCUUCAACAUCAAGAGAAUCCAAAUCUUCUGGCCGUGGUUAG
Messenger RNA from Caenorhabditis angaria, 1254 nucleotides. The record is from the annotation of a GenBank genome assembly. NCBI's taxonomy places the organism in Eukaryota, Metazoa, Nematoda, Chromadorea, Rhabditida, Rhabditidae.